GAUGCGUCAGAACACCGUGGUCAAACCCACUGAACUCUAACCAUACUGAAAUCCGUACGGCAGUGAUGGGGACGUGAAGAGAGAGACAGCAGGGAUACAGCCAAGUGUUGCAGCCUGUCUGUAUCACAGACUGUACAGUGUCUAAAAAAAAAGUUUAAGCUGGGCUAAAGCAGUGCGCACGGGGAGGACUAAGCCGACAUAACAUAACCUGAAAUAGUGGCACAUAUAUUUUAUUUCGAAGACUGCUAAAUAUUUUUUAUCAUUUUUAUAAGGCUCUAUAUUUAUAUCAUGGAGCCUAUGAGCCAUAUGAUUUAUAUGUACUUGUAUUUCAGUGCUCUUUCCAUCACACCACGGCUGGCACUGAUAUGCCGGCGGGACAAUAUUUUUGCAGGGCUUGUACACAACAUGCGCAGUUGAAUUCGAAAAGGAUAACCUCAUCCACACGCGAGUGAGAGGCCGGCACGCUGGCCGGAUUACCUCUAAAUACAGGGGGCACGGAUUCCAGUAUGGUUAGAGUUCAGUGGUCAGAACAUACCUUGUCUCAUUCUACCAUGGCGAAAAUGAUAGGGGCGACCAUCGACAUAUAGCCGAUGGUGGCGACGAUCAGAAUGUCAGAACUAACUUUCAGCAUGGCCGCCGUCUCUGUUUCCAGGCUAUUGAAACUGGCGACUCAAACAUCAUUGAAAAUUUACGACAAGUCUAGCCUCUGAUUCUCCCUAAGGAUUUUAUUCUAAUAAUAAAACACUGGCGCAUGAGAUAGCCGGCAGUAGCUGAGGUGACAUGCUGACUUGAGAACACAGGUCUUAUCGAGUAUACGUAUCAAGUCUCUGGAAACGUCGAAUCACCGGCCAAUCAGGAGAAAAUUUUUUUUAAAUUUAUACGAUGAAAUUCGAGCAGGCUAUGUCGUGCGAGAAUUAAUUUGUUUUCGUCAAAGGAAGCUCGAUGGAAAAGAAUACACAGAUUGAGGACAAAAAGGGUUAAUAUAAUGGCGGAGCGACUUGCAAAAGAAUUGCCAACGGAGAGUACCUGCUGGGUGACUCUUGUACUUGCAGAAGAUUAUCGCAUUGUCGCUAAUCGAGAAAAACUUGUUCGCUCAAGUCAUUACUUUGCUUCUUUAUUCUCAACUAACUUUAAUGAUUACUUAUGCACGGAAAUAAACAUAAACUAUGACAUUUCACCAGACAUUUUGCAAGAUUUUGUCGAUUGGACUGCGGAGGCAAAUAAUAAGGGAACUGUAGCCGAGGAGACGAAAUGUUUGGAUAAAUACAGGAUGGACAACAAUUAUACGGGUCUGAUGGAUUUACUGGAAUUGAGCGUUCUUUUUGCAGCUGAAAAUUUAAGUGAACGUCUGACUGAUAUAAUAGUGGAGCAUUGGCUCUUGGUUAAAAAUGUUCUAAGUAUAUGGUUAUUCGCACACGAUUUAAAUUUGCGAUCUCUGAGAGAUGUUGCAUUUGCAAUGUGUCUCGAUCGACUCGAAGAGUUGCCAGUCUCGUUGCUUUUGAAACUUUGCCAAGUUCAUUUCGUACAACUCGUUGGUAAUGUUAAUGCGCGUUGUCGCAAUAAUAGUUUCUUACGAGAUUUGACGGAACAGUGGAUUCAGCGGAAUAUAGAUAAUGGAAUAUUACCUGCGAAUAUGGCGAUUCUUCGUUCCGUGCAAAGUAUGAUUGCUGGAUCGGAAAAUCAAUGUAACAUGGGAAAGAGAAAGUAUUUACAUUGUGUAGUUGGAAGUAAAAUUGGCGAAAAAGGCGUGAUCAGAAAAGCAUGUAUAUUUAGAUGGGACGGCGAGAGAUUGUCAACACUAAUCGACGAGACUAAUCGCGACUGCGAUAUUCUUGGAAUGGUCAAGGACCUCGUUGGGAUGCAGGUCGUGGGCAGAGAUUUUAGUAUUUACUUCGUCGGAGGCGAACAGGGAUUGGGAACUGGCCGUUUCAAUACAAUUAUAUGGCGUUACUGUCUGAUAUUAAAAAAAUUUUAUCGGUUUUCGAGUUUGUUGGAACCACGAAGACACAUGGCUGUCGAAUUUAUCGAUAAUAAUUUUAUGGCGGUAGCAGGGGGAGUGGGACGGCAUCGAUUGAAGUUGUCUACCAUGAAUAUCUUGAAUAUACACACGGGCGUAUGGAUAAAGGCCGCCAAUAUUCCUGAGGACUUUACUGAAGUCAUAUCUACUUGUGUAGUGGGCAGUAAACUUUUGUUGUAUAAGUCGGCUCUUCAUGCUUAUGAUCUGAAAACCGACACGUGGUCGACAGUGUGGCCUACUUUAGUUACGGAGAGCGAUACAUCAACUCGAAAGCUCAACGUGGCCCAAUUUCUAAUGUGUUAUAAAAAUAUGUUGUAUAUAUGUGAUUCUACGAGCGGCAGUCGUACAUGUUUAUGGAUGAUCGAUGACAUUGCCAAUCCCGUAGCACGUAUUGUUUUCGAGUUUUCUACAUUGCAUCAGAUUCACGUCGCCAAUGGUGCGCAACUUAUUGGUUUUGCUCAUGACAGAGAAACCGUGACUGUUGAAAUUGGAAUGAUUGGUGACAAUAAUGUUUAUCUUUAUGGGCUCUAUACGACACGUGCACAGGAUUUAGACAUGUUAAGGUUUGAGGUGCGCAUGGGAUCUUUCAAUGUAAUCGAUCCGGAAUCUUUAUAUCGACAAAAUUGACGAAUGUACACACUGUAAACAUUUUGCAUGAUCAUAAGUAAAAGGCGAUUACGAAUGUA
Molecule: messenger RNA, 2703 nt
Organism: Cephus cinctus (wheat stem sawfly)
Lineage: Eukaryota; Metazoa; Arthropoda; Insecta; Hymenoptera; Cephidae
Exons: 8
Coding region: 986-2644 (552 amino acids)
Molecular function (GO): protein binding
Source: RefSeq, a predicted model, not a curated record